Lymnaea stagnalis (great pond snail) is the source of this 11808-nucleotide messenger RNA. Lineage: Eukaryota; Metazoa; Mollusca; Gastropoda; Lymnaeidae. The record is from the annotation of a GenBank genome assembly.
GUCUUAUUUUCAUGUUCUCAGAAGCAUUCUACGACUGCUGCUGAAUGAACUUAAGGCAAAUUUAACAUGGCAUUAAGCAUGUCACAUUGCAAUUUUUAAAAAACGAUAAAGAAAACAAAUCAGUUGUCAAUUCUAUUGUGUAGGUUGAUUUAUAUAUAUAUAUAUAUUAUUUUGCCCCUUAGCCUUCUUGACGAAGGAGCCUUUUUCAUUUCUUUCGGUACCAACUCUGACCACUCAGACUCAGUGUCACCACUCGAACUUAUUGAGUCAUGAGUCAUCAUAGUCAUGUCUGUCUUAGAAUUAGUAGUAAAGACUGAUACUGAAAGUACUGAGACAGAGUCAUUUUUUUAGGUAAAAAAAAAAAUACCAGUAUUAAUACAGUACUGUUGUACAGACAGAACAUGAAAACUUAGGAAAGCACUGGUCACUGGAUUAGAUAACAAUAAUAGCAUGGAACCACCUGAACGAUGACACUGUGAACUCGACAUCGGUCGAAAGCUUCAAGGCUGCCCUGGCAUCAGCCAGGAGCUGUUAGUGUUAGAAUAGCAACAUCAUAUCCCCAACCGUUGCAAAGAUGCCUGUACAUGGGUGCAACAACGAAACAUUACCAGAACCAGAAUAGGCUUAGAGGUGGCCUACUGAUAGACAGAUAAUGGAUAUCAGUAUGCAUGAUUAGAUGAUUCAUAAAAUAGGCCUAAUCAUGGCAUCAUUGUCACAAUGUUAAAUUAAUUAAUGGCUAGGCAUAUAAAUAUUACUUACAACAGUUUGUUAUAUAAAAAUAAUAUUUACUUAACUUAGUACCAGAGCUGUCGCAUAACAUUUGGAGGCACCCGACCACUUUUUGGGAUCAUGCCCCCCAGCAUUUAAAGUAUAUAAUAUAUUUGUCUUUUUUCCACAUCACAACUUUUGGCCUCUUAAAUAUCAGUGGCGGACUGCAGCCGCAGGGGCUGCUGGGCCCACACCACGUCGCUGCUCAGUAAUUAGCUUUUCAACAUAUAUUUAGUUCAAAACAUGGUGUUGUACUGUCACAUAAUGAAAUAUUGAAUUACAAUUUUAAAAUUAUUGUUUUUAUUCCAUUUUAACUUGAUACCGGUUCCAAACUUUUUCCUAUGUUAUCUUCUGUGUUACAGUAGUUAAUGCUCAGAAGGCCCUAACAAUGUCAACCAGAAAACUCAAGUCAACUUCUCCCUCUCUGAAGUCAACUUCCCCCUCUUUGAAGUCAAUUUCACCCCCUCUGAUCUCCAACUGGAUUAAAAAACAUUCUAAAUCAAGAGGUGGAAGGUUAUAUUUCUACAAUGUUGUCACAGGUGUAUCAACUUGGACAAAGCCUGAUGAGCUAAUAAAAGAUGAGGUAAAAACAUAUGUGAUUUGUAUUAGUAAUAACUAUUACUUAAUUUUUAUAUGUGUGAAUAUUUUUUGAUAACUUAAAUGAGGUAUGUGUUCUUAGUAUUGAAUUUCAUUCUCUUGCAGGCUAGGAUGAAAGCUUUAGAUUCUGAAAGUCCAAAAAAACCUUGUCUAAAACGGAAAGCGAUCCAACAAAAUUCAAGUCCAGAGAAGAAACAGAAAUCACAAAAUGAGCUGUCAAAGAAACAAUCUACUAUAUCUAGAUGUGAAUCAAAUGCACCAAACAAGGAUCCUAUGCUGCAGUUAGAACAAAGACUAUCUACAAGACCAAUGAAAAUAAGUCCACACAAUACAAGAGAAAUGGAUGCUCACCCUAUGCCUGAAUCGGACAUUGCAAAGUGUCAAACUGAUGUUAGGAAUAGAAAAAUGAUAAAGCCAUCAAAGAUAAAAUAUAUAAAUAAAUCUUCCAUACAACAAAAUGAGAGCAAAAAUUACAAUGGGCUUUGUGACAACAAACCAGCUGCCAAUAGGGAUACAAGUGGUACCUUUUGUCAAGGAGAAAAAAAUUUGAGUAAUACCAAUACUAAACACACUGUCACAAAUGGUACCUUUUCUCAAGGAGAAAAAAAAUUGAGUAAUACCGGUACUAAACACACUGUGACAAGUGGGACCUUUUCUCAAGGAGAAAAAAAAUUAAGUAAUACUAAACACACUGAUAAGGCCAGUAAUAAAAGUUACACUUCCCAGAAAAAAACACAUAAGAAAGCCCGCCAUAAUAAACAAGUUACUGGUGUUACUGUACAUAAACAGGAUACUGGGGGUACUGUACAUAAUCAGAGCCAAAGGUUACAAGCAGAAGAUGAUUUUAUCCUUCCUGAGAAAUCCAUCAGCAAAAAUAUCUCCAGUUCUCAGGCAAAAAACAUUCUACCUAUCAAAAGUCAGCCGGUUCCUGAAAAGAGAGAUACAUCUGGAGCAUGUGCUCAUAUCUUUAAAUCAAACAGAACUGACCAGAAGAGAAUAAAUGAUAAUACAAUUAAAGCGCACAAUAUUAUACCCCAGGCAGACAUUUUUCCCUUUAAAAGGUGUGCCAGCCUGGCUCAAGCUUCUAAACAGAUCAACAAAGUUCAGGGAGCUGGCGGUUUAGCUGUACCGGUACUAAAUGAACAAGUUUCCCUGGCCAGGGGUAAACCUCCAUCAGGUCAUUCUCGUUAUGAUUCAGAUGAUACCCGCCACACUAAGUGUGCUGCCAACACUGCAUCUCUACAAAAUAAAGAAGACUUUCUUCAGUUCUGUGCUAAACGACAAAUAGAGAAUCUGGCUACAAGAAAGCCACAAAGAGAGGAGAUUUUCUCAUCUAAUCAAACCUACGGGGACCAUUUGGAGUGUGCAAAUUUGAUCCAAAACAAUGCUUCCCAGUUUCAACAUACUGCUUCUGAAAUCCAGGGUACUCAAAACUGUUCUGGACCUCCAUCUGAUCCAACCAUUGACCAGCGACACAAUGUGAAGACUCAUGGAUCAAUUCUACACAAAAUUGUAGCCGAAAAUAAGAUUAUUUCAUCUAAUGCAGUCGAGGAUGACCAUUUUGAAAGUGUCAAUCAGCCCAAUAACAAUAUUUCCAGAUUUGAGCUAAUAACCCAUAAGUAUCCACCUGGUAGUUAUGACUUCAACUCCAGUGAAAUCCAGCAAUCUAAGAGCAGCAUUGACACAUUUCUGCAGACCGGAACUUUUCCUUUUAAAAACCAAACAUGUUUUGAGGAUAGUAAUGAACCUCACUUGGGUAAGAUUGUUUUGAUUUGAAAUGUGUGUAUGUAUGUUAUAAGAUGUGCUGUAGUAAAAUAAUUACUUUUUCAUGUGUGUAACUCAAGAUGUUAACAUUAUUGUUAUUGUAGGUAUAUAACUCAAUAUGUAUUGAAAUAAUUAUUGUUAUAAGAGUAUAACAAAAAGUUCUUUUAAAAUCAUAUAUUGUUUAGCUGGUGUAUAAUUAACGUUCCAGUAAAACUAAUGAGUGGUAAAUUUCAUUAAGCUGCAGUCUGCCAGGCCCAAGACACUACUACAGUCUACAAGGCCCAAGACACUACUGCUGUCUACAAGGCCCAAGUCACUACUGCGGGAGAAAACUUUACUGAAGAUGAUUACAUGGAUGUCGAUGAGGAAGAAAUACUUUGCAAUGUAAGUUUGGUACUUCAAAGAGGAGGAGGUGUUGAUUGCAUCUAUGAUCUGAAUGAUUGUAACUAUGUUCUGAAUUAUUAUAAUGUAGGGUUUGUCUGUAUGAUUGUAGCAAAGUUAGGGUUUAUCUGUUCAAGUAACUUAGCAACAUAGAGAGCAUGUGCCCUGGUCACUGAACUUUCUUAGCUUAGCUGUUGGUAUCCGAUUUUUUUCCUUCAAGUUUUUAAAAAUUUGUAUACAUUUGUUAUACUAUUGUGAUGUGAUUUCUAGGAUGAAAGUGAAACAAACUCAUGGCCAAUGUACAGUUAUAAAUGAAAUAAUGAUACAAAGAAGUUGAUUUUAAAAAAAAGGAAUACUCUGUGCACAAAUUAUAUGAGAUAACUGAAAGCAAUUAGGAUAAAGUUUUGAGUUAAUGUUCUGCUGUUUUGUUUUCUAUAAACAGUUGCAAGAUGUCAGAAAUCAAACCUCAAAUAUCUUGGAACAGGUAUGAAUAUUGGCAUUAAAGAAUUUCAUGAUUUUUAUUUUUAUGUGCUCUCACUCACUUAUGUUUUUUUUUUAUUAAUGAUGUUUUUGAAAUCAAUGAAAGUUGUUAGAUGUUAGAUGACUCAAUUUGAUCUAGCUCCUUGACAGCUCAAUUUUGUUAGAUCACUCAAUUUGUUAAAGAUCCUUGACACCUCUACUUUGUUAGGUCACUCAUAGCUCCUUUAACUUCUUCUUUGUUAGAUCACUCUAUUUGAUCUAGCUCCUCGACACCUCGAACUGACUAACUUCCGGUUAGAUGGGAUUAGUGUACAUGUUUUUUUAUGAGGAAUAUUUCUUUGACUAUGACAUUAUUAGUCAAGUAAAUCCUCAACAAACUGUGAUGUAUAAUCUAAAAUGUCACCAUUGCUGGUCAAGGGAUGAGCCAAAAGUCACUGUCUUCAAAAUGCUUGGCUAAUGAUGUGAUUUCGGGGUUUGUACUGCAUUGUUGAUAUUCGACGCCAUUUUUGUUACCACUUCCUGUCUUACUUGAAGCGUAGCAAAACUCUAUUGCUGUGUGUGCUCUCAGACUGAAACACACGGAGUGACUUGUAGUAUGUUCAAAUACAAUAUUACACUAUAUACAAUUGUGGUAACGGCUCUGGUAAAUAAAUUGUUCAUUUUUGAUGCCGAGAGACCAGAAAUAGGCCUUAUAUUUGACAAUUUGGACUUCAGUAGGAAGACAGUUUUCCGCAUAGCUGGUACUGCUCACUGUGUGUUUAUAGACAUUUUACAUAGAGCAUCCCGAUCAUGCUCUACUCAGAGGCCCUUAGGCCGUCAAAAACUGGUACUAUUGUAUCUGGCCUGCAUCCUCCUCGCAAAUUCGUACUCUCCUGAACCCAACCCUGGACCGAACAUUACUACUAGUGCUGGUUCUCCCUUGCAUACCCCAUCAAGUUCCAAAUCCCAGUCAUCAUGGAUCUGCGGAGCAUGUGACCAUGUUGUACAUGUGGAGGACAGGGGCGUUGCCUGUGAACAAUGUGGGCAAUGGUUCCAUCGUCAAUGCCAAAGCAUCGACACUUCUAAUUACAACCAACAUGCUAAAAAUUCUGACGUGCCAUGGCACUGUACUGUCUGCGGCUGCCAGAUUAACCAGUCUGUGUUUGACCCACAUAGUGCAGGGACAGACUCUACCUUCCCAGAUUUCUCUCUGAACCACUCAAUCUCCACACCAAGAGACAUUCGAAGUUUUCAACCACCACACUGCUCUACUCCUAUGCGCUGCAGUCAACAAGACAAAUGGAGACACAGGCCAUUGCGCAUAUUAAAUGUAAACUUCCAGUCUGCAAGUGGUAAGCGAGUAGAGAUAGCUAACCUAAUUAACAGCCUAAAACCCGACAUCAUCUUGGGCUCAGAAACAUGGCUGAAUCCCUCCAUAGCAAACGCAGAGGUUGUACCAGAUAUAUACAAAGUAUUUCGUCGAGACAGAAAAGACAGAGGAGGAGGAGUGCUUGUUGCAGUCCAUCACAACUUGGACUGCCACGCUGUUCCAGAACUCGAUGUUGACGACUGCGAGAUCCUGUGGGUAAAAUUGAAACUAAAGGGUAGACGCACACUCUACGUGUGUGCCUAUUAUCGACCAAAUACAGCAGAUGAACCAAGCCUGAGGAGGUUCGAGGUAUCGCUUCACAGAGCAACACAGUCAAAAAACGCUUUUCUCCUUAUAGGGGGGGAUUUUAACUUUCCUGGUUGGAAUUGGCAGAUUCCUGCCUUGAAGCCCAAGUCCCCAUACCCUGUUCUACACUCAGAAUUCAUGGAGAUAAUUAACAACCAUGGUCUGGAACAGCUGGUUAAAGAACCCACGAGGGGGGAAAACACUCUUGACCUACUCCUCACCAAUUGUCCACAUCGUGUCCAAAAAGUUGAGGUCAUCCCCGGGAUUUCGGACCACAGCAUUCCUUAUUGUGAAUUUCAGGUCAACACACUAAAAAUGAAACAAAUCAUUCGAGAAAUCCCAAUUUAUGCCAAGGCAGACUGGGAUGGCCUAAGGAUUGCAACCACAGAGCUAAGCUCAAACAUGAAGGUGAUUCAAGGUACAGCGACAACAGACGAGCUGUGGGUGAAGUUCAAGACUACAAUCACUGAUGCAGUGAAGAAAUUUAUACCACACCAAAUCACCAAACCUAGGAUAAAUCAGCCAUGGGUCACGGCUGAAAUCCGUAGGCUCAUCCACAGGAGAGACCGCCAAUACAAACGCAUGAAGAAAAAUGGCUCGAUGGAACUGAGAGAGGAGGUACUGAGACUCCGCCGAACCAUUCAACGCUUAUUGCGUAGAUCGUAUUGGAACUACAUGAACGGCAUCUUCUCAGAGGAAGACACCCCGACCAAAGAUGUCAAGAACAAGCGCUUCUGGAGCUAUGUGAAACACCAAAAGUCCUCAAACGCUGGAGUUUCCCCCUUGAGGUGGGAUGGCCAAUUGACAUCUGACCCAAAAGCACAGGCGGAGAUACUCAAUCAGCAGUUCCAGUCGGUCUUUGGUGACGGUAGAGAGUACUCUGAGACUGAGUUCCUUCUGAAGACCAAAAUGAUGAACAGAGCCUAUCCUAUCAUGGGAGAUAUCCAGAUAUCAGAACAAGGUGUGUUUGCCCUCCUCAAUACCAUUAACCCUUACAAAGCAUGUGGUCCUGACAACAUUAAACCACGAGUGCUCAAAGAAUUAGCCAAAGAAAUCGCUCCUGCACUGACAAUCCUCUUCCAAUCGUCACUAUGCACAGGAAAUGUUCCAGCAGACUGGAGAACAGCGCAUGUCACUCCAAUUUACAAGAAAGGGGAGCAUUCCGACCCUGCCAACUAUCGUCCGAUAUCCCUCACUAGCGUCGUCUGCAAACUGUUGGAGCACAUAAUCGUAAGCUCUGUCAUGAAGCAUCUUGAAAGCCAAAAUAUACUCAAUGACUGUCAACAUGGCUUCCGAGUCAAUAGGUCAUGUGAGACCCAGCUUCUCGAAUUUGUAGAAGACUUGAUGACCAAUCUGGAGAACCACAAGCAGACUGACGUGCUAGUAAUGGACUUCGCAAAAGCAUUUGACCGGGUGAAUCAUAGUUUGCUUCUACACAAACUCCAGAUAUAUGGGAUUCAAGGCACCACUAAAACAUGGAUCUCUAGCUUCCUCAGCCACCGACGCCAAGCAGUAGUGGUGGGCGGUACAAGCUCCUCCUUUGUCAAUGUGAAGUCAGGGGUCCCCCAGGGAUCAGUCCUGGGCCCCUGUUUGUUCCUAGCAUACAUUAAUGACCUACCGGAGAAACUGACAUCACAGGCAAGACUGUUUGCAGAUGACACAGCAGUGUAUAGGACGAUCGCCAACAGAUCUGACCAGGACCAGCUACAACAGGAUCUCAAUCUGUUAGCUGAGUGGGAGAUGAGCUGGGACAUGGAAUUUCACCCUGCCAAGUGCCAGACACUAUCAAUCUCUAGAAGUUGUACUCCUCUACACUACCAAUACAAACUGCACGGCCAUAUUCUUGAGCAAGUUUCCUCCGUAAAGUACCUGGGUGUUACCAUUCAAAGAGAGGUCCGCUGGGACGAGCAUAUUAACAAUGUAUGUAACCAAGCAAACCAAGCCUUGGGGUUCUUAAGGCGAAAUCUAAAGAUUGGCAACUCCUGUGUGAAAGAAAGAGCAUAUAAAGCCUUUAUCCGUCCGAUUUUAGAUUAUGCAUCUUCAGUCUGGGACCCAUUUACCCAGAAGAGCAUUGACAGGUUGGAGGCGGUCCAGCGACGAGCAGCACGCUUUGUCCUAAACCGCUACAGGAAUACCUCUAGUGUUGGCAGCAUGCUAGAAACACUAGGCUGGUCACCAUUGGAGAAACGACGACGACAAUCCAGGCUCUCCAUGAUGUACAAGAUAAAUAAUGGGCUGGUCCACUGUUCCAGUAUUAAACAGAAACUCGUCCCUCUCCCCCAUAGACAGCGACGAGGCCAUGACAGGCAAUUCAGGCUCAUACCAGCAAGAAGCCAGUAUAGGAGCUGCUCAUUCCUGCCCAAGACAAUCAGGGACUGGAACCAUCUUUCAAAAGGAACAGUUGAGGCGACAACACUAGACACAUUUGUGUCUAUUGCCUCAAGCCUUCAAACCCCGAGUGCAUAAUUUCCUCAUCACCACCAGUAACAGAAACAUUGCAAAUCCCAUCUACAUGCAUAGGAGCCAAAAUGAUCAAUAAAUUGAUCGUGGGCCCUUAAGAUAUAGAAGAAGAAGAAGAAGACACCUCUACUUUGUUAUGUAACUCACUCAGUUUGUUAUAGCUUCUAUACAUGUCAUAAUAACCUACAAAAAUGUAAAGUGCUUCUGAAAUUUAAUUUGUUUAUUAGGUGCACAUUUCAGCAACUAAUGAGCACAUUGUGCUCAGAGAUUAUGUCCACCAUGAUGUUUUAUAAUAGUAUGUACAUUGUUUAUCACUAAAUUAAAUGAAAGGUUUGAUUUUUUAAAAAUGGCUGCUGUAAUAAACAAAUAAAGAAUAUUUAAAAAAUAUUAUUUGUAAUUUAUAGUUAAAGUUCAGGUUUAAAUAGAAAUGAACUGAAAUUUGUCAGUUUUUUUACAACUUUGAAAGAGGAAAUCUAAAUAUUGUACUUACAAAGAUUUUUCACUGUUUUUGUUAUUGUAAUCCAGCCUUCAGGUACUCUUACAGAAAUGGUAUUUAACACAAAUAAUAAUCUCAGCCAAGCAUCUGUUGUUGACACCACUUCAUAUUCACCAAUACAAGUAAGGUCAAGGUCAUUGUUUACAAACUUUGUGAAUUUCAUACAUUUAAAAAAUCUUAUUUUCAUAAAUGAAAUUAUGUGCCUUGUUUGGCUAAUAAUGGUGUAGAUUAUUAUAAAUUAUAGUAUGAUAUCAAUAACUAAUUGAUCUGGUUCAAUGAUUCAAGUAUAUUAGAUUUUGCCAGGUUAGGAGGAGCAGUUAAAGAUUCCAGCUCUUUGUAUAAUUCUUACUCUUUAAUUAUAAGGCUAUUAUACAACUUCAUCUUUACAUAUAAAAUAUAUUUCCCUUGGUCACUUUUCUUAGAUAAUAAUUCAACUAAGAAAAUUCACUACAUCUCUUUAAAUCCUGAUUUUAGUUACAAUGAUUCAACUGCAUUUCAUAGCAUUCAAUUCCAUCUCAUGGUAUUCAAAUCCGUGUCAUGGAAUUCAAAUCCCUGUCAUGGCGUUUAAUUCCAUCUCAUGGCGUUUAAUUCCAUCUCAUGGCAUUUCAUUGUAACCCAUGGUUUCAAUCCAUCAUAUUGGAUUCAGUUCUUAAAAAAAAAAAUAACCUUAGCUAUCCCCUACUCAACGUUCCCCCAGAUUUCAUCAAUUUUAAAGUAUCUCCCUACGUUUUUUCCCCAGGCUGUUGUAUUUGUUAUAGACACGAAUGUCUUGAUUUCCAACCUUCAAUUUUUUGACAAUCUCAUCACUACAACUGUACCAGGUAUAAAUCUUUGGCAGUAAAUGUAUAAUUUAUAAGCAUCUUCACUUAUUGAUAUUGUUUUUUAAAUGUAUAACGGUUGUGAGUCACUUUACUUCUAAUAAAUGUAGUAUCGACUGUAAACAAACCCUUGAGAACUUGUUUACUAGAGAGUCUAAGCUUUAUAAUUCAGCAGAUUUAAGUAGAUUUUAAAGGUCUUGAUUUAUAGCAACAAUUUUUUUAAAAAUUGAAAAUUGGUAUUUUAAAACAUUGUACCCCGGAUUUCCCAGAAUGGGAAUAUUUCCAGAGAAAUUUUGUAUAUAAUAAAAAUCAAAUGGGAUCCCAGAAUUCUUCUUGAGACAUUUGAUCGUAAUGUCUUGAAAUGUGUCUGUAGUUUUACUACGGUGUGGUUUUGUGUUGCACUGAGAGGCAUAAGAGAAUGUUAUAAUUCCAUCUCUAGCACUGGUGAAAAUCUACAAAUAAGACCAAUGAUGAUGUAAUAAAGUAUAAGAUAAGAAACGAACAUUUGUUUUAUUAAACCAAAUUAAUAGAAAUUGUGUUUUGAUUACAUUGUACAAUUCAUGUUCAGCAUUAGGGUAAACAUUCUGAAUAAGAUAAUAAAUUUUAAGCUAGAACAAAUUACACUUGAGACUUUUCAAGUAUUUAUCACCCAUCAUACAUCAUGAAACCUCAAUUCCUUAAUGACAAUAUUGACUUUAACAGUGAUUAUGUGAUUUUAUAACAGUCGCAGAAGCACACCGGUUAAUUCUGAUGUUAUUUAGACCUGAGAGACAUUUUAAUGAAUCCCAAUUUUACCCUGACUACACAUUUGCAGUGUGUUUUGAUUUGCAAUUUCAUGUUUUGUACAAUAAAUAAAGUGGUGAAAACAUAUUCCAUCAUGGUGUUUCUAUCACUGAACAUAUUGAUCAGUUUGCCUCGCUGUCCUUUUAUGUAUAUCAGACCUGCAGAAAUUGUAGCCAUGGCAUGUUCAUCCCUUUUUGACACUUACGAUAAUUUUUUAAAUAUCAUUCCUACUGGGUUUUUUUUUUUGUACCAAGAUUUUUGCAAGUUGUUUUUAAAAAAAUCAUUUUCAAAUAAUACAUUACAGUGAGUAAUAUUCAUUUGUGAUGUACACUUUAAUGAGAUUCUUACCCUUGACAUGGUGCUCCAACAUUUGUUUUAAUGUGAAUCUUACCACUGACUUGGUUCAAUGCUGAUAGGUUAUGGUGCUUUGAGACUUGUUUUACCAUGGGCUGUGAUGCAAGAACUGGACUAUCUCAAAAAUGGAAAAAGUUCAGUUAACAAUUCUGUAAGCUUUAAUUUUUUCAUAUUUGAAUCUUAGCCUAAACACAAAAUCUAAUUUUUAUUCUUGGAUAACAAUUUUAGAUUAUUAUUUUUUUUUUUGGCUGUAAAAAAAUUGUUUUUAUCAUUUCUUCCUUCUAGACUUGGCAAUUAUUAUGUAUACCGGUACAAAUAAUAUAUUGAUUGAGGUAAAACUAAUAAAGCAAUAUUUUGUCACAAUCAGCCCAUAGCCAAGAAGGCAGCUGCUGCUGUCCGACUGAUACACAGGUAUCUUUCUUCACAAAAUUCAAAGUUGGUUGGGCAAACUCCACAUGAGGUGAGUAACAAACAUACACACAUAUGUAUGCAUAUAAAUCAACACAUCCCUAGAAAAACGGGGAAGAUUGACAAUAAAUCAUUUUCAGAAUGUAGAAAAUAUAUUGCCAUUAAAAAGAUACUAUGAUCCUUUUCAUAGUUAGUCUUACUGAUCCAUUUCAUAGUAGUCUUAAUGGCCUUUUUAAUAAAUAGUUCACGCAAAAAAUAUAUUUAAAUGUAUUUGUUGUUUUAUAUUUUUAAGGCUUCUGAACCAACAAAUCUGCCAUUUCAUAGUAAUGAUGACAGAAUCCUGCAAUGCUGUUUACAGUGUGAAAAAAAAUGUACGUACCUUAGAGUUUUAAGACUUAACCAUAUUAUGUGUAAAUAAAAUGACUUUAUUUAACUCAAUUAAAAUCUAUAGAGCCCUCUUGGCCACUCUACAACUGUUGUGAUUGUUUUACGACACACAACUAAUUGAUCUACAACUGCUGUCAUUGUUAUACAACAUGUCUGAUUUGAAAUGGAUCAGAUUCCCUCAAGAAACAAAGCUUAAAAGGAAUUGUCUUACACAUUGAAUAUCUUUCAAGAGUGAUUAGGUGUAUAUUUGUUUAUAGUUAUCACGAAUUUUUUAAAAUGAAUUUGCAAGACCAUCCAAAAUGAAACUAUCAUCCUGUAAAAAAUAACAACCUGUGUUGUUAUUCACAGAUCCUUCCAGUAUGGUGAUGUUAGUGACAAGGGACAUCAAUCUCAUCAACAAGGCAAUCAUUAUGGGGAUUAAGGCAGCUAGUACAGAUGUAACUAUUUUGUUUAAAUAA